GGCGGGGUCAGUGUGGACCAAUAGAAUGCAGCAGCCAGAGACACGUUGAGUACUUCCUACAACAGACAUGUCAGCCUCCAGCGCGUAGAGAGAAUAGCAUAACUCUUCGUGAUUUUACAUUACUGGACUGAACUCCACGAUGGUUGUUACAGACUCCUCCGACACAGGGACCAUCCUUCGUGUCAGAGGGCCGCUGGACUUCAAAUGUCAGCUGGACAGCACAGAUGCACUGCUCAUGCACAAAGUCAUCUCGAGAACAUUUGCCACGCUUCACUCUCAGGUGAAAUCUGAAUCCUGUGUUCUGACAGUCUGUGAUAGUCCUGUUAUUAUUUGGCCAAACAGAGGUGUUUAUGUAACACCUGAAGACAUAACUCCAAACACGCUAUGUGACGAUAUACAUCAAUGGAUUCAGACCGAUGAACAAGACAGCGCUGGCAAGAGAUCUGCUAAAAAGAAAAACAAAAAAAGUUCAGUAGCGAGUGUCAUUAACCUUCGCCUGAUGAUGGAGGCAACAAAGACGGGCCCUCUUUCAGCCCCGAUCCUCAGGAGAACAGUCCAGAAAUCCCACUUCCUGUUUACAACUCUUCCCAUGGACUGCGUUGUCCGUACCACCUGCAACGACACAAUCAAAGAUGCCUUUGAGCGCCUAUUGGAGGCGCUAACUCAUCAGCUGUGUGAGAUGGAGAAAGUGACCCUGCAACACAUAAAGGGGACUACGCUGCUGGUACCUGAACCGCUCCACUUCCUCCUUCCAGAGCCAAACGGACUAGUGACUGUGGUUUACCCAGCAGGAGUGCCUGACAGCCAACUAGAGAUGCAACGUAAGGACCUGCAUCAGCAGUUUGAGCUACCAGAUCUCUGGCCAUAUUUUAGAAGAGCCAAUGCUUACCGCUUUCCCAAUGAGUCCUACAAAGAUGGUUACCUCCGAAACCCUCAUCUGGUCCUCACACAUCCCUCGCUGGACAAUGGACAGGUGUACCCGGUCCAAGGGAUCUACAGUUAUCACCACUACAUGCAGGAUCAUAUCGAUGACAAUGGCUGGGGCUGUGCUUAUCGCUCCCUGCAGACCAUCUGCUCCUGGUUCCAGCAGCAAGGCUAUGGAGAGCGUGCCGUGCCCACCCACAAGGAGAUCCAACAGGCUUUAGUGGAUGUUGGAGACAAACAGGCCUCCUUUGUUGGAUCACGCCAGUGGAUCGGAUCUUUUGAGGUUUCAGCUGUUCUGGACCAGCUGCUUGGGGUCACUUCAAAGAUCAUGUUUGUGAGUCAAGGCUCUGAGUUGGCAUCUAAAGGCAGAGAACUGGCAAACCACUUCCUUACUGAAGGGACUCCCGUCAUGAUUGGAGGGGGAGUUUUAGCGCACACUAUUCUAGGUGUGGCAUGGAGUGAGACCACCGGGCAGAUCCGCUAUCUCAUCCUAGACCCACAUUACACAGGAGCAGAGGACUUGCAAGUUAUCACAGACAAGGGCUGGUGUGGCUGGAAAGGACCAGAUUUUUGGGACCAAACUGCGUAUUAUAAUCUAUGUCUGCCUCAGAGGCCAAAGGUCAUCUGACCUCUCACAGCCUUUCAGACGGGCAUCAGCUGACAUUGGUGAAGCAUCCACAUAACUUUGGAGUGACACUUUAACCUGCUGGUUUUAAAGAAUUGUGUCCAUCAUUGCAAGUUUGAGUAAUACGUUUUGGUCAAUUCCUACAUAAAAUGUUGUCUUGCCAACAAAGGCACAACUAGAGAUGGUUGUAAUUUGGUAUUGAAAAGAGAAAUUGAUCAUAUCAUGUACUGUACUUUAUGUACUUGCCAUUGUUUGAUAUGGCAAUAUAAAUACCAGACAGGUUAAUUUUAUUUAGAAAUACAAUUUAUCAUAGUCAGAGUUUUAUCAUUGCUUUAUGUUACCAGUAGACAAAUGGCUGAUUUUUACAAAUAAAUUAACUGUUCAACA
Molecule: messenger RNA, 1936 nt
Organism: Cottoperca gobio
Lineage: Eukaryota; Metazoa; Chordata; Actinopteri; Perciformes; Bovichtidae
Gene: ufsp2
Product: ufm1-specific peptidase 2
Exons: 12
Coding region: 140-1552 (470 amino acids)
Biological process (GO): proteolysis
Cellular component (GO): endoplasmic reticulum; nucleus
Molecular function (GO): deUFMylase activity
Source: RefSeq, a predicted model, not a curated record